AUGUACAGCAGCAGGCUUGCGAUCUCCGACGAAACAGAGUUCGUCAACCAGGUACAGACCAAGGCAUUGCAUCUGGACCAAGCACCAAAGUCGGGAUGGGUCUCAGAUGGCUGGGCAAGCGUGCCAUUGAUGAAUCCGAGUUUGUUCUUCGCUAGCAUGGCUUUUGUGAUUGAACGCGACCACAGCGUGGAGAAAAAGAGGGUUGGAGUAUGGAUCAGGGUUUUGAAGAGAUUGUGUCUGGGUAUUAUCGCCAGACAUGGAAGAGGUCGGAGUAGAAGGAUUGUCGGCCAUGGUUACCGAGAAAAAGUAGGGCAGUCUAGGUUAAAAGAAGGAAAGGAGAAGAAAUCGGGAAAGGGGAUAACAGGAAGAUCAGAAUCGUACCCAGCCAUUUUUGAAGCCCUGAUCAUCUCAGACAUUGAGAUGAAGGACGAUUACAAGUUCCUCAGGAUCAUUGAUGCUUACAAAACGUUGCAUCUCCGUGUGAAUCUCGUCGGCGUCAUCGUCGAGUUAGGGUUUCCGAACGGCUCCGGUUGUUCCUGUGCUAUUAAAAUCGUUGAUCCAUGGAGUUCUGGAUUUAGUCUUCCGGUUCAGUUCCUCGCACGUACAAUCCAAUCGCUUCCUCGGGUUGAAUUGAUCGGCGAUAUAGUUUUGCUUUCGCGUGUUAAGAUGAUGCUUAUCAAUGGAAAAAUGACGGCUGUAUUUCAUGAAACGCUCUCCUCGUUCGCUUUAUUCAAAGGGAAAGGCGAUGGUUGCUUUUUCCCGUACCAGUCUUCGCCUAAAUUUCAGAUGCGAGAAGAAGAUAAGAACUUCAUCUCGAAUCUGAGAGAAUGGGAGAUCACCUACAAACUCAAAGAAGGGUCAGGCUGUUUCACGUUCUUGAAGGAUGUCAAGGAAGGAGAAUGUUCUAACCUAUCUGUCUGGAUUGUUCACAUUUCUAAGGAGGAUAAAGACAGGUGGUUCAUCUUUAUCUGGGAUGGAACUGAUCUUCCACCAUGCAGUAUCUCGACAAAGGCAUGCAGGGUUCCUUUGCAUGUUGAACCCGAGAAGUUGUCUACCAAUGUGUUACGUGAAUUUCCUACCGUUGGAUCCGUUUUGAGGGUGGAAGUAGGCGAAGCUAGUGAUAAACAAGCUAUUCACUGUCUUAAGCCUGGCCAACACUUGAAGUUUCUCAACCUUCUCUUUCGAGUAGAUUCGGGAUUAUGGAGCGGCAUCUUGACUCAGUUUACAAAGAUGCAAUAUGCAAUGAACCCGGAAAUGCAAACUUUUAAACACCAAAGUCAGGAUCUUUGGAGAAAGAUCUGCAUUGGACCCCCACAUUCUGGAAUCACAGGGGUUGCUCAUGAAGACGCUCCUUUCGUUACUCUAAUGGAUGUCCUCACAUAUCACAAGGUGACUGCUAAAUUCAGAUGUGUAGUUCGGGUCGUAGCUGCAUAUCCGUGGAAUGUCGAGAAAUUCCGCGACUCUGAGGGAAAGUACAAGGUGCUAUUCAUAUUAGAAGAUGCAACUGCUAGAAUCUCUGCCUCCCUUUACGCUGACGAAGGGGUAAACACUUCUACUGCUGUGUCCAUGCUUAUGCAUAUAAGGGAGAGGUUUUUCGGCGGGGACCUCGCUGAUGGGGCCAUUGCCGAAAAGCUAAACAGACUGACUGGGCGACCGGAAACCGAUUCAGAAGAUGCGGAAAGAAAUUCGCCAUGGGUGCAAUGCUGCUUAUUCUCAUACUACAAAGACAAGAAGGAUCGAUGGGGAAGCAGAAGGUUUCGAAUUUUCCGUACAUGGAUCAUCACUUCUUCUUCUCGGCAUAUGUAAUAUCCAAUAUAAACUUAUUCUUGCUGUUAAUAUUGGGAUUAUCAUCAGAACCCCAUGUUAUA
Molecule: messenger RNA, 1868 nt
Organism: Tarenaya hassleriana
Lineage: Eukaryota; Viridiplantae; Streptophyta; Magnoliopsida; Brassicales; Cleomaceae
Product: protection of telomeres protein 1b-like
Exons: 12
Coding region: 1-1806 (601 amino acids)
Biological process (GO): telomere capping; regulation of telomere maintenance via telomerase
Cellular component (GO): chromosome, telomeric region; nuclear telomere cap complex
Molecular function (GO): telomerase inhibitor activity; G-rich strand telomeric DNA binding
Source: RefSeq, a predicted model, not a curated record